AGAGAUAUGGAUUCCUUGGAAAAAGCUGUUUCUAAGUUUCUUCGCCAGCCCUUCUAAUGCCAAAGCUGAAACGGACGAGUUGCAUUAGCGUACAAAAUUCUCUCAAGCCUCACGUUCUCAUAAUUUUAUGAAGACAGCAGCUUGUUUCAGUAAAUGCGUGGAAAGCUUGCAUCUUUACCUGAAUGGAUCAUAACCAAAGCAAUCCAUUUUUUGCUAGAAUGACUAUCUACAUAUUUUGGUUAGGCUACCCGAGGCAGUUUUAUGUCAAGUGACGGCUCGACCUGCCGAAGCUCAAAGCCCCUCAUCGCGGUAAUGACACGCGCGAUUUAUUAGUCAGAGUUCACAAUGUUCGCUUGUGAUUUUUGCACCAGCAUUGCCUAUGAGUGCCUCCAAUAAAUUCCAAUGUCUAUGAAUACUUAUGUGCGGUCGUACAUCCAUCAGCACAAUCUCAGCUUUGCCAACUCACCUCACGUUGGUCCAGAUAGCUAUGGUGUACCCCAGAAAAGCGGUCAUUCAUCCCCAUGGCCCACAUUGCCACAGCCAACACACGCUCAAAAUAAUGGACAGGCAGGAAAAGAAGAUUUUUGGAAACCCAUGGACAAACUGAAAGUGCUCAUAAAUCCUCGCUCAAUAGACAAGUCUCAUUCGCCGACGUGUAAACGCUCGCCCUUGUCUUCUCGGUUCCCAUUUAAUGAAUGCACAGAUAUCACGCUUAGAGAAAGCAAAAUCUCUAUUGACGCUUGGUUGCGUCAGUUUGUUUCCAGUAGAUCAUCUAUUGCUUCUGCGGAAAGUCUCCGUAGCUUUUUACAAGAAGCCAAUUUCACGACAAAUAGUACGGAUAGUUCGCAGCCAGAGUCCAUGUCUGAGAAUCUUCGCAGUAUUUCAGCAAGCAAAAGUGAGAUGAACUCUGGGAGAUCUGGAUUGAAUCUGGCUUCUUCAGCUGAGAUUUCUCCUAUAUUAGUCUCACCAACCCCCGAAAAUGAAUCUAGAAGGCGGUUGAUGCAAGGUCUUAACGAGUGUUUUCAUGGUUACUUGUCUCGCAAAUCAGCUGUGAAUUUUCACGACAAUCUUUUACACGACACAGCGACUUUUCUUACGAAUAUGUUCAUUCAGGGUUUUCUGGCAUCAGAAACUCGAGACUUAUGUCUGGAGAUCAUUGAAAGCAUGAAUCUGGGCGAAAUAGAAACAGUGAUCUUAAGCCUCAUAGAAGAGGCAGAAAUGAAACACAUUGAGCAAGGAUUUGACGACUUUCAGGACCUGCUUUCGGAGCACGUCAUGCUGAACACAAAUGAGCUACUACACUUUGACCAGGCUGAGCACCCCAGAUUAUAUCAGAAGUUCAAGGAAAUAUGGAGGCUAAAUCCUCAUGCGUUUCUAAAUUACAGUCUUGGAACGCUUCUUUCGUUCGGCAGCAGAAUCAAAAACCGUCCGUUCUCGAACAUAUCUAUAUUUCACACGCUCUUGAUCAGUAUGGAAGAAGAGGCACAGAACAUGAAUUUGAUCAGAUUUUAUUAUGCCUUCAGAAGAGAGAUACAGGCGGAUCGAGAGACACGUCCGAAAGAUGACUGGAGCUUGCUUAAAGAACCCAUAUGUCACGCCGUAGAAAGCUCCAUGGCGCUAAUGAUGGAAUCUGGAGAGAUAGAGGAGCCCAGGACUUAUAAAAAGGAAAAAGUCAGAUUUGUCUUUUAGGCUGGCCACAUUUACUCUACGAAUGCGAAGGAAUGUUGUGCCUGGACCAGUUGAGGAUGAGACGAAACAAAAAAAUGAGACUUUUCAGGGCAAUACGCACUUCGAAAGCACUCAACGACGUCAUAAAAUGAAAUACAACAGUUUUGCCUGUAGGCCUAAUUAUGAAUUCAACCUUGAGGUGAGAAGUAUUAAGGUCGCGAACUCGACCCCGCUUCUGUAGCUGCGCAA
This is a messenger RNA of Metschnikowia bicuspidata var. bicuspidata NRRL YB-4993, 1917 nucleotides long. RefSeq lists its product as uncharacterized. The record is from RefSeq and is a predicted model, not a curated record. The coding region runs from base 403 to 1689 and encodes 428 amino acids. NCBI's taxonomy places the organism in Eukaryota, Fungi, Ascomycota, Pichiomycetes, Serinales, Metschnikowiaceae. The transcript has a single exon.